Messenger RNA from Penicillium egyptiacum, 2079 nucleotides. The record is from the annotation of a GenBank genome assembly. Lineage: Eukaryota; Fungi; Ascomycota; Eurotiomycetes; Eurotiales; Aspergillaceae.
AUGGAACCCUACGAGAUAACGUGCUGUGAUAACCGUCCCCACCCCAGAGACCCGCUAUCCACUGAAGUCGAACCUACCAAUUGUACUAAGCCAGUUAUCAUUGGUCUGUAUGGCCUCCCUGGGUCUGGGAAGACUUUUCGAUUGGACAAACUCAAAACCGAACUUAGCAAUGACGAUUUUGCGUUCUAUGAUGGUAGUGCCGUUAUCGCAGCGGUGACUCCUGGCGGUCUCCAAGAAUUCCAGAAUUUGACGGAAGAGGCCAAAAACGAUUGCCGCGAGCGCGCCAUAGCCAAAGUCAAGCAGGAAUGUUGCACCACAGGCAAAAGUGCAAUCGUAGCUGGACAUUAUAUGUUCUGGCCAGAGCAAGACGAGAAUGGACAGACGGUUUGUACACCACGGGACCUGGCUACGUACAGCCAUAUCCUAUAUCUGGAUGUCCCCGCUGAGCUCGUCGCGGAGUUUCGUUUAAAUGACGGAAAACGCAGCCGUCCGAAAGUGUCAAUCUCCCAUCUGGCCAAAUGGCAGGUACUUGAGAAAACAGCACUUCGUCGUCUUUGCAGACACCACGACAUCCUUUUCACACUGGUGUCGCGCCCGUUAGCAUCUGUCAGCAAGCUAGGAUCCCUUAUUCGGGAUUUUCGGACUCACUCGAUCCCCCAUAACAAGAAUCUUGCCGAGCAAAAGAUGCUUGAGAUACUCACGGCCAACUCUGAUGGAGUGGAAACUGUGAUAGUGUUGGACGCAGACAAGACAUUGGCCCAGGAAGAUAGCGGAGUGCUCUUCUGGGAGCAUGUCCGCACAGGACCAGGCGCGGGCGAGGAUAGCGACCCCUUGAAAGCUUUGUUCAGCAGUUCCUUAGGAUAUUCCUACACUGCCUUUCGUCAGGCAACACUGCUGUACGAAGAGGCUUUCGGGGACGCAGAGUUUGAGGCUUGCUGUCAAACGGUGGCAUCAAUGAUACAUAUGCACCGUGAUAUUGUGAAUCUAUUGCACUUGGUUCGCGGAACGACACAUGUGCGCGCAGUUGUGGUCACCUGUGGAAUUCGAUCUGUUUGGGAGAAGGUCCUUGAAAGGGAGGGUCUUUCAGCGACAGUCAAAGUGAUUGGCGGUGGGCGGCUGCGUGACGGUCUUGUUGUCACGCCGUCGGUCAAAGCUGAAUUGGUGAAGUAUCUGCAAACCGUCAGACACCUUUACGUGCUUGCAUUUGGGGAUAGUCCUCUGGAUCUGGAAAUGCUCAAAGCGGCCGAUGAGGCUAUUGUCGUCACCGGCGAAGAAACGACACGAAGCAAUAGCAUGGAGAAGAAGUUAGCAGAGGCAGUUAGAGAGAACGGCUUCCACCCGCGCCAAGUAGUUCUGCCUGAUUAUGCAACACCGCGCCUCGGCACCAGGCGGCUGCCCUUGAUACGGUUGACGGAUCAACAUUUCAUCGCUUCGGUCCUUGCCAGAUACCAAAGCCUCCAUGUCCUUCACGCGACUGACCGACCAGCGGCCAAACUGCUCAUGACUCCAAUGCGCGAUGCAUCCGUUUCCGGAUCUGCGUUGCGAGAGGUUCAUCGGCGAGUUGGAUGCUAUUUGGGAACGGAGUUCUGUACCCAAAUCAUCGGUCUCGAGUCUUACCAUAUUACGCAUGUCCAAGGCCAUCAGGCUGACGGCUAUCGGCUAUCGAAUGAGAAAGCGACACUAAUUGUGCCGCUGAUGCGCGGCGGCGAGCCAAUGGCCUUCGGGGUCAACGAUGCCUUUCCCCUCGCCAUGUUCCACCAUGCGAAGGUUCCAAGUGACCUUCAACAUGACCAUCUGAAUGAUAUGGCCACAAUAAUACUGGUCGACUCGGUGGUGAAUACUGGAAAAUCGGUACUGCAGUUCGUCCAACAUAUCAGGAGUAUCCAUGCAACCAUUCGGAUUGUAGUGGUUGCUGGCGUGAUUCACUCGCAAACUGUUUCCGCCGGCAGAAUUGCUCGAGCACUCGGUCUCUUUGAAGGACUGUCCUUUACAGCUCUUCGCCUUUCGGACAACCAAUUCACUGGCAGAGGAACUACCGAUACUGGUAAUAGAUUGUUCAACACAGUGCAUAUGGCUUGA